Messenger RNA from Candidula unifasciata, 1019 nucleotides. Lineage: Eukaryota; Metazoa; Mollusca; Gastropoda; Stylommatophora; Geomitridae. The record is from the annotation of a GenBank genome assembly.
UUUAUGCCCAGCACUCACAUGUGUAGGCCCCGGCAGUCUGAGUGUGAUGUGCCUGAAUUCUGUGAAGGGCAUUCUGGAGAUUGCCCAUUUAACACUUACAUUGAAGAUGGGCAUCCAUGCGCUGAAGACAAAGGUUACUGUAUGGGAGGCAUCUGUCCUACAAUACAUAAGCAGUGUCAGGGCAUAUGGGGACCAGGUGCCAAGGGUGGUCAUGACCAGUGUUUUCAGCGCUUUAACCCUACAGGAAAUUUCAACGGCCACUGUGGCAAGGACAAGCAUACAGGCAGCUAUGCGAAAUGCCAGUAUGAUGACAUAAUGUGUGGCUUGCUCCACUGUGAAGGAGGACGGAGUGCUCCCUUGUAUGGUUCUGAUAAGGGCUUUUCUACAACGAAUGUCAAUGCAAAUGACAUGGAGUAUGAAUGCAAGACUGUCCAUGGACCAGCUAUGAUGGAUAUGCCACACAUGGGCAUGGUGCAGGAUGGGACCAGAUGUGGACUGAACAAAGUGUGUUUGCACAGUUCCUGUGUGCAGCUGCGUAGCAUCCCUGCUUUGUUAUGCCCGUCAUCAAACCUUGCUGUGAUAUGUUCUGGCCACGGAGUGUGCGCUCCAAAUGACUUGUGCUAUUGUGAUAGUGGCUGGGAGGGUGCUGACUGUUCUACCAGGUCAAAUGACACAUUUUUAGGGGAUGGACUUCAACCAGAGGACAACGAAACUGAUUCUUUUCUGCCAUCUACCACUCCUGAAGCCAAGGCUAUUGCUUUGAGCGAGUACGAGGGGGGCCUGGUCAGAGGCAGUCUGUAUGGAAGUGGAAGUGCCAACACGCCUGCAACUGCUCCAAUCACUGAUGAUAGCAAUGGAAUCAGCACAACACUGCUCAUAGUAAUUCUAGCAACUGUCAUCGGAGGGCUGUUUUUUGCAAUGGGUGUCACACUUCUUUGUUACAGGAGAAGAAGCCCAGUUAAAAGUAUUUCAAAACAAGAAAGCCAUGACACUACCAGCAAAAAUGGGAAGCGAAACAG